AAGCACAAGUUACCGCUUGUGGCUUGGGUGCCGCGGCGCAGGCCAAGGCUAAUCUACUGACGCCUGCUCAACAAGCACAAGGUGGGAAUGCGGUUUGGAGUCCGAAUACCGGGAAGACUUCUUUAGGGAGUGUGUGGCAUAACGUUGCGCCGCCGUUGCACCAAGCUGGUACCCUGAUCCACGAGUUGAGCCAUCAGGUCGCUCGUACGGGUGACCAUGUCCUCAUGACGGAUGACUCUAUUAUCAACAGUUCACAAGCCAAGCAGGCGGCUGCAGGAACUGUCGAUGUAGGUGGUGGAUACAUCAAGGGUGGAAUGACGGCCGAAAAGAUCAAAGCGGCGGGCCCAAAUGGCCUCCCUACCGCUUGGACAGACCUCAUGGACAAAACGCCGAACCCGUAUAACAAUGCCGACUCGUGGAAA
This is a messenger RNA of Acaulospora colombiana, 422 nucleotides long. Lineage: Eukaryota; Fungi; Glomeromycota; Glomeromycetes; Diversisporales; Acaulosporaceae. The record is from the annotation of a GenBank genome assembly.